Trachymyrmex cornetzi is the source of this 2176-nucleotide messenger RNA. RefSeq names its product UTP4 small subunit processome component l(3)72Dn (gene l(3)72Dn). The coding region runs from base 102 to 2165 and encodes 687 amino acids. Gene Ontology annotation, cellular component: t-UTP complex; small-subunit processome; 90S preribosome. Gene Ontology annotation, biological process: maturation of SSU-rRNA from tricistronic rRNA transcript (SSU-rRNA, 5.8S rRNA, LSU-rRNA). The transcript has 4 exons. Lineage: Eukaryota; Metazoa; Arthropoda; Insecta; Hymenoptera; Formicidae. Gene Ontology annotation, molecular function: protein binding; RNA binding. The record is from RefSeq and is a predicted model, not a curated record.
UUGUAUCGUCCACGUGUGAUGGUUAAGGUUAUGUUUUCUAUGAACACAUCAAAAGUAAUCAUUUAUGUGUGAAAUUAGAUUUAAUUAUACAGGGAAAAAUUAUGGCUUCGUAUCGUAUACAUAACAUAAGAUUUUACAAUUUGGAGCCGAAAUCUGUGACCUGCCUGUGUCAUGAAUCGAAAACGAAAAAGUUAGCCCUUGCAAGGAGCAACAACUCUAUAGAAAUCUGGAAUGUGGAAAAUGCACCAUUUAUCGAAUGCGCUAUAGCUGGUCAUGCCGAGAACUCAGUGGAAAGUAUACUCUGGAUUGAUUCCAGACUGUUUUCCACAGGUCUUCAGGGUGUGGUAAUCGAGUAUGACUUAAAAACACUGAGUGUUAAACAUGAAAUCAUAGUGAUAGGAGGAGCAGCCUGGUGCAUGGAUAUAAAUCAAGAAAAGACUCGCUUGGCCGUUGGCACAGAGGAUGGAUAUAUCAAUACUUUCACUGUACAUAAAGAUAAACUGAUUUAUGAGAGAAUAUUUGAUAAGCAGAAUGGGAGAAUUUUAUGUAUUAAAUGGGAUAACACGGGUGAGAUGAUUUACACAGGUUCCACGGACACCAUCAGAGUAUGGAGUGCCAUAUCUGGACAUGCAAUACAUAAAAUGACAACUUCUAAAAAUAAUAUAAAGGAAGAGACUAUAGUUUGGUGCCUUGCAGUCACCGAUGAUAAUAUAAUAAUAUCCGGUGACUCUCUUGGCUUUUUAAGCUUCUGGGAUCCUCAGAUGGGAGUCCUAAUAGAGUCUCAUGAAAGUCAUACAGCUGAUAUAUUAGCUAUCACCUUGUCUCAUGAUAUGAAUGUGGUAUAUUGCGCGGGUGUAGACCCAGUUGUACGGAGCUUUUGCAAAAUUAUCAUGAAAUCAAGUGGAAAACCUCAAUGGGUGAAAGGAAUUGAGAGGAGAUUACAUGUUCACGAUGUCAGAGCACUUGCAGAAGCUAAUGGAAAACUUUAUUCGGCUGGGGUAGAUGGGUACCUUGCUGUGUCAAGUUAUCCACCAAAAAAUCUUGUAAAAUAUCCUCCACUACUGCAAUCACCCUGUGCCAUAAUUUGCCGAAAAUCUAGAUGUAUCUUAUUACGUUACAGAAAUUAUCUAGAAUUAUGGAGACUUGGUUCAGCCACUAAAGAUCCUCCAGAAUUAGUACGCUCUUCCAUGCUGCAUCAAUUGGAUGAAGAACCCAUAAAGCUACUGCAAUUGCAAACAAAGGGUGACGAAAGCAUCAUUUCUUGCGCCAUUAACAAGGACUCAAAAACUAUCGUGUACUCGACAGACACUCAUGUCAGAGUUUUCAAUUUUGAUGUGGUGGAAGGAGAUGCUAUGUUAUCUAGAAAUGAUACCGAUUUGUCUAUGAAACGAAUACAAAAGAUGCUUUUUAGUCCAAAUGGCAAGUUAUUUGUCGCUAUUAACAACGACGGCAAUGAGAAUACCGUGACGCUAUUCAAAGUGGAUAAGAAGAGCCUAAGUUUGAUUGGAUCGUUCCAGACAACGAAGGAAUCUAUUGCAAAUAUCAGUCUCGUGUGUUUUUCUCCAGACAACAAGUAUCUUGUAUGCGCAGAUCGGCAAUACGGAAUUGCAGUGUAUUUUAUUGGUGAUGGUAUAACGGCAGAGUCGCUCAAGGCAUGGCGAUUACCCAAGUAUAGUUGUCCAGCGACGGCAAUAGCCGUGCAAAAAAAUACGUUAAAUCUGGUCAUAGUAUAUUCUGACCAUAAGAUCGUCGAGUACAAUGUUCCUACGAAGAGUUAUACAGAGUUUUCUCAACAUUUGCAAAGCCGGUUAUCGAAACAGUGGUUGGCGCGUCCAUUCCCAAUAACAAACAUUAUAUUCGAUCCACGCAAUGAGAAUAUUAUAAUCAUGCAGGAUGAUUCAAACGUGUAUAUUAUUAAUAAAAACAGUGAAUUAUCAGAAAAAGAGGCAAAAAUUUUUAAGCGUGAAAAUGGAGAAAGUGCAGAAGAUAGCAAUUCGAUUUCCAGCUCACAAUCUCAACAUACAUUUCAAGUUGCCAAGAAAUAUAAGCACCUUGUUUACUUAAAUUGGCUGAACAAUGAAGAGUUGGUAGCGGUUGAGGUAAAUCCUACUUCCUUGUUGGAGAAAUUACCACCCACGUUAAAACAGAAAUUUUUUGGUAUAUAAAUAUUGUAUAU